GAAAGAAAGACUGGAGCGCACAAAAACGCACGCGGUGUCUAUAUAAAAAUGGCGAAGGCGUUUCGCGCGGUGACAGUUUCUACUUUGUCAAACAAUGGACAGUCAACGCCAAAAUUCAACAGACCGGUUACACUUAAUAUUAAUUAUGAUCCUCAAGGACUCAGCAUUGAAUUGUUAUCAGAGGAUUUUACCGAAAAAGAACCAAAACAAUUAUUGGAAUUUCCCAUAACCCAUAUGACUGAGUGCUCGCGAGUUGCUACUAGGAGUUACGUAUUUACUCUCGAUGCUGAGAGUCUACUUAUUACAUUUUCUAACGAACCAGAUUUCCGAAACUUCCAUUCCCAAGUGCUAAAACUUAAAAAUGGAAAAGGCAUGUCGGCUUUCAAUGAGAGAACAGAAGACUUAUCAGCGAUGCAGUAUUUUCAGUUCUACGGCUAUUUAUCACAGCAGCAAAAUAUGAUGCAAGAUUACAUUAGAACAAGCACAUAUCAGCGUGCAAUUCUUGGAAAUUUAUCAGACUUUAAAGACAAAGUAGUGUUAGACGUAGGUGCUGGAUCAGGAAUAUUAUCAUUCUUCGCAGUCCAAGCAGGUGCUAAAAAAGUUUAUGCCGUUGAAGCCAGUAAUAUGGCGAAUCAUGCGGAGCUUCUUGUUGCCGCAAACAAUUUGUCGGAUAAAAUAGUUGUUAUUGCUGGUAAAAUAGAAGAGAUUGAACUGCCAGAGCGCGUUGAUUGCAUUGUCAGUGAACCCAUGGGCUACAUGUUGUACAAUGAGAGAAUGCUCGAGACAUAUCUCCAUGCUAAAAAAUGGCUCGUACCAGGUGGAAGAAUGUUCCCUUCUCGCGGUGACCUUCACAUAGCUCCAUUCUCCGAUGAAACACUUUACAUGGAACAAUUUAAUAAAGCUAACUUUUGGUACCAGACGUGUUUCCAUGGCGUUGAUUUGUCAUCACUGAGAAAUAGCGCAAUCAAAGAGUACUUCCGACAACCUAUUGUUGACACAUUUGAUAUACGUAUUUGUAUGGCCAAAUCUGUUAGACAUGUUGUUGACUUCCAAACCGCUGACGAGACUGAUUUACAUAAAAUAGAAAUAGACGUUGAUUUCCAUAUAUUGGAGAGUGGAACAUGUCAUGGUCUUGCAUUUUGGUUUGAUGUUGCAUUUAUUGGUUCAACUCAACAAGUUUGGUUAAGCACAGCACCAACGGAACCUCUCACUCAUUGGUAUCAAGUACGGUGUCUCUUGGAAAAUCCUUUGUUCUGUAAAAGUGGCCAAUUACUUUCUGGAAAAGUCAUUUUAAUAGCUAAUAAAAGACAAUCGUAUGAUGUGACGAUAGAUUUGAAGUUAGAAGGAACAAACAUCGAAAGCAGCAGCAAUACUCUAGACCUUAAAAAUCCUUACUUUAGAUACACUGGUGCUGCAGCACAAUUACCUGCCGGAUUAAAUAGUACAUCACCAAGUGAAUCAUAUUGGACAACACUUGAUGCUCAAGGUGCACGACAGGCUGUUAAUAUGGUCAAUGGAAUGUCCGUUAAUGGUUUGGGUGAAGUUUCAAUGGAUACAGGAACUGUCAAUCCCAGUAAUUUACUAGCACUAGGCGGUCAACCGAAUAUACAUCCGGGUUCGAUUUCAAGUACUGGAAGAGGUAGAAUCGGAGGAACGGCUACAAGUACACAAGCAGCACAGCUCAUUGGUGGCGGUAUUACGCCAAAUAUGUUCACAUCACCGGCAACUGUAAGUAUCGAGUACAAUCGCUAUCAAUCCAUGACGAGAUACUUGUCCGCUUCAUGCUUUAAUAAUGAAAGCGGUAGACUUGGUGUUACUUUCCAGCAAUCGCUGGUACUCAGCAAUACAUCACACUAUCCGGUGAAUCCAAGUCUGAUGAUUGGUGAUUACGUGACGCCUGGUAAUGGAAUAGCACCGCAAUCGUACCGUCAAUGA
Cotesia congregata is the source of this 1935-nucleotide messenger RNA. NCBI's taxonomy places the organism in Eukaryota, Metazoa, Arthropoda, Insecta, Hymenoptera, Braconidae. The record is from the annotation of a GenBank genome assembly.